Molecule: messenger RNA, 597 nt
Organism: Drosophila subobscura
Lineage: Eukaryota; Metazoa; Arthropoda; Insecta; Diptera; Drosophilidae
Gene: Svip
Product: small VCP/p97-interacting protein
Exons: 4
Coding region: 88-336 (82 amino acids)
Biological process (GO): negative regulation of retrograde protein transport, ER to cytosol; positive regulation of autophagy; negative regulation of VCP-NPL4-UFD1 AAA ATPase complex assembly
Cellular component (GO): endoplasmic reticulum membrane
Source: RefSeq, a predicted model, not a curated record
AGUCAGCUGCUCGAAAUGACACACCAAAACAAAGCGUAGAAGAAGCCCUAUUUUUUUGGCCAUUCAAAGAACGAUUUCAAAACAGACAUGGGUGGGUGCCUAUCCUGCUGCGGCAACAGUGCCGAGGAAACCAACCUGAUGCCAUCGCCGGAGGAGCGCCGUCAGCAGCAGUUGGACGCGGCGGAAAAGCGUCGCCAGGAGAGCGAAUCGCGUGGCAUCAAAAAUCCUGAGAAUGUGCGCAGGCAGCAACAAAGGGCGCUGGAGCAGGAACGACGCGAAGCCGAGGCGGAACGCCAAGGCCAGGCACAGCCCACGCUGAAGUGGCAAACGACUUAAUGUUACAGUGAAUGACAGCCACCCACCGCAGCUGCCUGUCCAUCUGCUUUUAAAGCGCGGGACAACGUCCGCCGUUCAUCUGUUUGUUGUUGUUGUGGAAUUUAUCCGUGGUACCAGGGUACAUUUUCUUUUUUGUAUAUCUAUAUUUUGUAUGUAUGUCUACUUCUACCUGUAAAGCACACUCCAAGUUGUUUUUAAAAAAAGCGUUUAACUGUGAACCAAAUUUUGCCACCAAAAAUAAAAGACAAAUCGAAAAAUUAU